GCCACGAUAGACAUUGGCGACAGCCUACCAAGCCUCACGCUCAAAAACGAGAAGGGCGAGGAUGUUCAGGUCGAAAACCUGGCGUCGGAGAAGGGCGUUAUCCUCUUCUUGGUGCCCAAGGCAGAUACCCCUGGGUGCACAAACCAAGCUUGUGGCUUCCGCGAUAUUUACCCUGAUUUCACUUCAUUAAACUACGAUGUCUACUGCUUGAGCGCAGACACCCCUGCUGCACAGACAAAGUGGCAGACGAAGAAAGAGCUUCCGUAUCCCCUGCUGUCUGACCCGAAGAGGUUACUGAUUUCUGCCUUGGGCGCAGGCGAAGGCGGGAAGACUAAGAGGAGCCAUUUUAUCUUUGAGCAAGGGGGCAAACUGGUAGAUAAGAAAAUCCCAGUAAAACCUGCUGAUAGUCCCAAACUUGCUCUUGACUUUAUCAAGAGUCUUCAAUGAGCAUCACUGUCUUAUCUAUCCUGUGUACAAUCAAUUUUCCUACUUUCUUUC
Messenger RNA from Laccaria bicolor S238N-H82, 498 nucleotides. It is a transcript of the gene LbPrxQ2, whose product is annotated as peroxiredoxin Q. Gene Ontology annotation, cellular component: cytoplasm. The record is from RefSeq and is a predicted model, not a curated record. The annotation marks the transcript as partial. NCBI's taxonomy places the organism in Eukaryota, Fungi, Basidiomycota, Agaricomycetes, Agaricales, Hydnangiaceae. The transcript has 4 exons. Gene Ontology annotation, molecular function: thioredoxin peroxidase activity. Gene Ontology annotation, biological process: cell redox homeostasis; cellular response to oxidative stress.